Molecule: messenger RNA, 1737 nt
Organism: Drosophila busckii
Lineage: Eukaryota; Metazoa; Arthropoda; Insecta; Diptera; Drosophilidae
Gene: sordd1
Product: E3 ubiquitin-protein ligase RNF185
Exons: 4
Coding region: 16-993 (325 amino acids)
Biological process (GO): ubiquitin-dependent protein catabolic process
Cellular component (GO): endoplasmic reticulum
Molecular function (GO): metal ion binding; ubiquitin protein ligase activity; ubiquitin-like protein conjugating enzyme binding
Source: RefSeq, a predicted model, not a curated record
GUGUGUGUGUGUAAUAUGAUUAAUGUGAGCGCAGUGCAGUACUUAACGUUAGGUUCUGCUCACAAGUCAAUUGCGCUCUCGCUCAGGUGGUACGCAAUACUGAUAGCCGGAACAGUUUUAGUUUUCAAUGGGGGGCAGGUGUCGAAGCUAUCUUCGAAAAAAGCGAGGAAGUCUCAAGCCAAACGUGUACGACAAGCAACGUGCAACAUGGAUGCAGCUACUGCCACAUUGCCUGGCGAGCCUAGCAGCAACAACAGCAACACUACGGAUCGCGUAGAUCCAGACAACAUUGGCUGGUCACGAAACACAACUGGCGACAGCGAAACGUCUCCAUCGUCCGAGCUGCGACAACGUUCCACUUCAUAUUCGUUUACGGGCAGCGCCCUGGCCAGCGGCAAUGUAGCAGACCUCAAUGAAGCAGCAGGCGCCAGCGCCGGCGCCACAUCCUCAGCCUCAACAGCAAACAAAGAGGGCGGCAGCACUACUAGCAAUGAUAACGAUAAGGAUCAGAGCGAUGAAUCGUUAUACGAGUGCAAUAUAUGCUUGGAUACAGCCAAGGAUGCGGUGGUCAGCAUGUGUGGUCAUCUAUUCUGUUGGCCCUGUCUGCAUCAAUGGCUGCUAACGCGUCCCAAUCGCAAAUUAUGUCCCGUUUGCAAGGCAGCUGUUGAUAAAGACAAGGUCAUACCGCUUUAUGGUCGCAACAGCACUCGCCAGGAGGAUCCACGCAACAAGGUGCCACCACGUCCACCUGGCCAGCGCACAGAGCCUGAGCCGGCUCCAGGUUUUCCUGGCUUUGGCUUUGGCGAGAGCUUUCACAUGUCCUUUGGCAUAGGCGCUUUUCCCUUUGGAUUCUUUACAUCAUCGCUUAACUUUGGCGAGCCGCGUCCCGAUGCGGCCAAUCGCGGCACCACACAGUACGAUGAGGAGCAGACGCUGUCCCGAUUGUUUCUGUAUCUCGCCUUUCUGUGCAUUGGCUGGCUGCUAUUUGCUUAGCAAUUUCAAUUGGCAGCGCAACAACAACAACAAACAAACAACAACAACCACCACCACCAACACCACAAACAUAAGAAUUAAAAUAAUAGCCACAGUUUGUAGAAGAAUAGCAAAAACACAGAGUUUACGGCAAGGAUUACUUCUCUAAUACAACUACACACACACACACAUAAAUGCGAAUGCGAUUCGAAAAACAGUAUCCUUGAAAAAUUCCCAGCAGUCUGUUGCUGUCUUAAAAUUUUAAUUUUUAACAUUAACUCUACGUUUUGUUCUUGGAUAUCAAUUGUACAUUAUUAUUAUACUUUCUCGUCUUUAUUUCUUUUCGUAGAUAUGCUGGCAUUUGUAGAAAUGAUUGUACGCUGUUUUAGAAAACCAAAUAUAUAUUCAUGCCACAUGCUACAUGUCACACGCCCUAGCCGUGUCCAACAAUUGAAAGGCACACACAAUCCUUUCUACAUGCGCUUGCUACACGCAAAUGAUUCAACGUAUAUAUAUAUAUAAACGUGCAUGUAUUGUAUUAAUAAAUAUAAAAACAAAAUUGAAAACAACAAAAGCUAAAGCAAAAUAGAUGAAAAAUGCCAAAACGUAUAAAAAACAAUUAUAUGAAAGACAUUAGGGGGCAUGUAGAGAGCGUAACUCUUAUUUGGAUUUUUAUAUAUUUUACACAAAACCCAAGUGAAGUUGCAAUAUGUGUUGCGUUGUUUAUUUUUUAAAUUUUUUUUCAUCUGUAUGUAAUAUGAAUGU